Molecule: messenger RNA, 1624 nt
Organism: Durio zibethinus
Lineage: Eukaryota; Viridiplantae; Streptophyta; Magnoliopsida; Malvales; Malvaceae
Source: RefSeq, a predicted model, not a curated record
CUAACUUAUUAUAGAAACCGCUGACUAGGGGAUUAUGUUCCUUUAAAUGAAAAUCACUUUCGAUUGAGGCUUGAAAACCAAAAAAAAAAAGAAAUUCUCUGCUGAUUUACCUGAGAAAAGCCCGAAAAAGUUUCCUUUAUACCAAACACGGGAGAAAAGUAACGGUAACGAAAGAUGAACAUGGCAAUGAAAGGUUUUUUUUGCAACCCAAAUGCAAGUAAAAAUGAAACCUAUCAUCAUCUUCUUCUUCUUCGUCAGAAUUUACAGCCCUUUUCCUUUUCUUCUUUUUUCUCUUAUACGACAAAUAACAACGACGACAAAAAGAAAAAGCCGCCUCUUCGAAUCCGAGCAGCAACAGCUGAAGAGGGCAGUUCGACUUCCAAUGUCACAAGCACAGGCGAUGUUAAAGGAUCGGGGACGACAGCGAGAGGGAGGAGACUUCUUAAGAUGCGUGAAGAAAAGAGGAAGCGAGAACUCGACAGGCUUCACAAUUAUCCUGCCUGGGCCAAAGUCCUAGAAAACGCCUGCAAAGACGACGAAGAACUACGAGCAGUUCUUGGCGAUAGCAUUGGCGACCCUGAGCUUAUGAGGAAACGGGUUGAAGAGCGUGUUCGGAAAAAGGGUAGAGAAUUUCACAAGCAAAAGACGGGCUCUGUGCUUUCUUUUAAAGUCAGCUUCCGAGAUUUUAACCCACUUGAUUCCUAUAUAUGGUUUGAGUUAUAUGGACCACCUUCUGAUCGAGAAGUCAAUCUAAUUGGUAGUGUUAUUCAGUCAUGGUAUCUUAUGGGACGCUUGGGUGCCUUUAAUUCCUCUAAUUUGCAGUUGGCAAAUUCUUCAAUGGAGUAUGAUCCCCUCUAUGACGCGGAUAAGGGUUUUAAAGUGAUGCCAUCAUCAUUCCAUGAUAUCAGUGAUGUUGAGUUUCAGGAUAACUGGGGCCGUGUUUGGGUAGACCUCGGUACUUCUGAUUUUUUUGCCAUUGAUAUCUUACUCAACUGCAUGACAGUAUUGAGUGCAGAUUACUUGGGCAUUCAACAGAUUGUUUUCGGUGGUCGCUGCAUCGGUGAUUGGGAAGAGGGUAUGACAAACCCCAACUAUGGCUAUAAGUACUUCAAAAUCUGAACCAAAUGUCGAUCCAGAUACUAUAGAAAAUCUAGAAGGCUACAUGUGUAUUUGGAUGCUUAUACACUGAUAGACUCUAAAGAUGGCCAUCGAUGGGCAUCCUUUCUGUUACUGAUCUGAUUUUGAAAGGUAGAUGCGAAUCAAGAAUCCUACUUUUUGUUCGUUCAUUUUUAAUCUUUAAAGGUGGUUCCAUAGCAAAUUGUAAUGCUAGAAAAAGGCUAAAAUGUAAAUGCAAAUAUGGAUCCCAAGUCCACCUUUUAUCUAUUCUUAAUCUCUGAACCAACCUCGCCUAACUGGGUGGGUUCAAUCUUGGUUUAAGAAAAAGUCCAACUCCAAGGUUUAUAUCUGACGCUCUACAUAUUUGAUUGCCAAGAAUAGAAAAUUUUAAUCCUAUCAGCUUGCAUUCAGUGAUUUGAUAGAAAUUUUCCAUGCAACUGCCCUGUGACCAAAUGAAACAUUCAAUCUUUUUACUCAACAGGCUCAGGAUCUAGCAUAUGCUGCAAUU